AUGCCGUAUGUGGACAAAACGGAGGAGUUCUUCAAAGCGGUUGAACGACUGAGCAAUGAGAACUUGGACUUUAGGAAGGAUAGGAAUGUUGGUCAAGACACGGAGGUGAAUGAGCUGGCAUCGAAAAUCACGGACCUGCUGCACAGGGGCAACCAAAAGUUGCAAGAGUUGGAGCGAUGUGUCCGGCAGAAGGGAAUAUUCAACGACAAGACGUUACAAAUAGAAGAGCUAACCUACGAAGUUAAGCAGACCAUCACGGACGCUACCAACGACGUGGAUGCAUUAGUGCAGUAUGUCUGCAACCUGAAUAUCAGUAACCCGCAGGGGAAGACGCACCUGAACAAUAUUAUCUUCUCCCUAAAAAACCGCCUUUUUGAGUUUACGAAGAAAUUUAAGGAUGUGUUGCACAUUCGGAGUGAGCACAUAAAAAAACAAGUGAAUCGCAGAAACAUGUACUCCUACACGACGACCGAGUCGACAUUCAGCAACAACAACUACAAAUUCACACCCCUUCGAGAUAUCGACAUUGAGAGUGGGCAGCAGCAGACCUUGAAGAUGCCUGAAAGGACGUCCUAUUUGCACUCCAGAGCGGAUGCAAUGGAAAACAUACAAAAGAUAAUCGGGGACCUAGCGCAGAUGUUCCAGAAGGUCGCAACGAUGGUGACACAGCAGGAUGAAAUGAUUCGGAGGAUCGACGAGGACAUUGACACUUCCCUUUACAACACGAGGGAGGGGCAGAACUACCUCCUCUCGUACUUCAACCGGCUGACGUCGACGCGGACCCUGAUACUACAGGUGGGUCUUUGCAUGAACAGGGGGUAG
Plasmodium inui San Antonio 1 is the source of this 822-nucleotide messenger RNA. RefSeq names its product syntaxin 5. Gene Ontology annotation, biological process: vesicle fusion; intracellular protein transport; endoplasmic reticulum to Golgi vesicle-mediated transport. The coding region runs from base 1 to 822 and encodes 273 amino acids. Gene Ontology annotation, molecular function: SNARE binding; SNAP receptor activity. NCBI's taxonomy places the organism in Eukaryota, Apicomplexa, Aconoidasida, Haemosporida, Plasmodiidae. The transcript is spliced from 4 exons. The record is from RefSeq and is a predicted model, not a curated record. Gene Ontology annotation, cellular component: Golgi membrane; endomembrane system; SNARE complex.